GACGUUAUGGAGUACAGAGUCUAUGAAAUGUUUUUAGUAAUCAUGGUCUCUCCAGCGUAUUUUCAUAAAGCAUACCGUUUUUACAGUACAGCCACAGUUUAAUAUCAUAGUUUUGCAUUUUUCUUUUUAAUUGUCAUCGUAUUUGCUGUAUAUGAUCACUAGAUGCUGCUUUACAACAAAGACAGUAUUCUUAGUUUCCCUGUGUUUGCAUUAAGGUGUUCUGUGUUCUGUAGUUCUUACUAAAUUAGAUGACAAACUCAAUUAACCAGAGCACACCUGCAUCAGGGUCACAAGAAAAAUCCUCACAUCAAAAAUCACCUGUCUCGAUUCCCUUGCUCCUCUAAGCAUCAGAGAGAGUCAUCUGAUCCAAGACCAAAUGUGGUCUUUUCAGUCCCAUUACUUCUUUGAUUUGAUUUUCAUUACUUAAAGGAUAGCAUAGCAUACUGUAGGAGGCAUUACAGGAGGGUGGAUCUUCAGCUUGCAGAAGUGGGUGAAUGUGCCUUUGUGUUUUAAAUUUUGGAUUAAGAAUAUACAGAUUGGUAAAUAAUUUAUUUAUGCUUGAUGUUUCUGCUGUAAACAACAGUUCCUAAUUGGUUGUUUAUUAUACGUUACAACACAGUGCUAAAGCAUGACACAAUUUUGUUGUUUCAUAAUCUUAAUCUUAAUCAAAGUGUUUUCUAUUUUGCUUUUUAUACUGUGACAUCACAGACAGCUGACAGCUAUUAAAUCUUUGCCAUGUUUUGCCAAAUUCCAGGGAUGCUUCUUUUCUCUCCCUGUGCUAAUUUAAUGGGUAAAAUUUAAUCUUAUGUUCUUCAGUUUCAUGACAGGAAUGCAAGGGGGAGGGUGCAUUAAAACAUGUCUGUGUGACAGGAUGUCAAUGCUACUGGUCCAUGAUGGACCUGGCUACAGCCCAUUUCUAUGCAAAGCAAUGUUAGAUGCUUUUCUUAAAUGGUUAUCUAGUUGUCUAUGCUAUAAGGUACAUGGGUUGUGUACAGCACAGGAACUGCACUUGGCAGUGGUUGUGCUUUUUGUGGUUACAGUAACAGUCAAUCAGGCAGUAAAUAUAAAAUGUCAGAGGAGCUGAAGCAGAAUAAAUUUUUUCAAAUAUUGUUAAGCGGAGUUCGUUCAGCGUUUUAAGCAACUUUAGCCAUGAGCCAUUGUUAACCUUUGACAGCCACCUUUCUACAGUACUUAAUUGUUGAAAGUUCAGUUCUGUUUAGGGACCAGCUUACACCCCCUGAUUUAACUGAGUUAAGUUAUCAGCAUUUUUUAUUUUCUUUUAAUUAGCAAUACGGUAAUUAUCACGGAAAACCAAGGAAAAUGGUUUAGUAUUUCUUAAUUAGUUGUGUCACAGUUCUUUAUUUAACUGAGGCUACACUUCACCAUUUUUAGCCAUGAAUUCAGUUUAGGAGUAGUUGCCCAAUAUAGAUAUAGUAUGGUACAAUAUAAUAAUAAUUUUGUUUUUUUAUUACUCUAUUAUGUCUUAUGUAUACAUAUCUGAUUUAAAAUCACUAAAUAGCACAUUAAUAUGUAAACCUUAAAUUGAUUUACCCAGAUAGACUUGACACUGUAGAGUUUUUUAGAGUUCAGUGAGGAUGCUGUAAAAUGUCCUUCCACAUAUUGUACCUUGCACAAACUCCACACUCGGCUGCUAUUCAGGUCAGUGCUCAACAAAGGAAUUUUAUUGAGCCUUGCUCAUUUGACAGACAAUUAGCUGUAUUACCUGAUAGUAGAUUGGAGGGCAGCUGAACAAACCAGCUCUUGUGCAGCGUCAGACAAACAUGAGCAUGUUUUUUUAAUGCUGAAGUAAUAAAACAUGAGCAGGCUUUAUUGCCCUGACAACCGUUACAUGUUUUUAUGGCCCCUAACUGCAUUAAAACAUUAGAAGUAUGGGCUAGACAUGCUUGUUCUUCUGCCUGCCUUAUGCAGCCCGCCUCUGUUGCAGUGUGCACUGUCUCUUGAACAAUCAAUAGGCAGCCAACAUCAUUCCAGCGUCAUCUCCAUGGAAACGAGCUCUAGACGUGAUAAUGAUUGGGCCCCGUCUUAAAGCCUGCCUUUUUGUGAUAGGACGACGGAAGCAGUCGUCCCUACCCCCCUCCUCUCAGCGACACUCUUACACAUUUUUCCCUUCGUCCUCUUUCUUUACCUAUAUGACGCUGUAACCAAGAUGGGAUUAAACGGCUCUGUCAAGUCCUAUUGCAUCUGGAUGAAAGGUUUUUGACACCGCGGCGUGAAUGAGAGCAGACUCGCAGUUGAAGAGUCAACAUGCCACCCACAUCUCAGCCACACUGAGAAAAUAGGAGCGGGAAUGGAGACCUGUUAGUUGGGUCGUUGUUGUGGAUUUUUCACCAUUGCACGUCUUUUCUAAUUUGCCUUUUUUAUUUGGGCCUACAUGCGGGUGAAUCAGUGUAGGACCAGAACGGGACUAGUGUCUUCCACUCUCUGGAUAAGUACCUAUGAAAAUCCCCUUUAAAUGACAGAGCGAUAAGGCAUGAAGGAACAGCGAUCGAGCCUGCGCCAGCACACAUCGAGAUGGAGAGCCACGAGACUCCGGAAGCAUGUGAGCAACACCAGCAAGAGUUGAGGAGGCCAGAAGAGCAAGUCAAUAUGCAACCCAGACUCCUCUCGACCACCGCUGACGUGACUUCAACAUCAUUGUUGGGAAAGAGGCAUCACUCCCUGUACGCAAAUCUGAAUGGUUUUGAAGUAGAAGGGUUACAAAAGAAUGGUACAGACUGUGGGUUGUUGGUCCGUAAGAACUCUGAACUUUUGCAAGCCCUCGAUGAACUGGAGAAGACUUGUGCCACACUAAGGGAGGAAAAUGUCCUGCUGCGGAAGAGCAGUGCCCCAGAGACUGAGGAGAAGGUCAGGCGGCUAAGGAGAAAGAAUACAGAGUUGGCCUUUCUCGCAAAGAGGCUGGAGGAGAGAGCACGAAAACUACAGGAAGCCAACCUCAAAGUGGUAAAUUCGCCAUCAUUAAUCAGAACUGGAUCAGUGGAACAGUACAAAAGGGCAUUUGCCCGUCAGCGAGCUCGUGACCUCGCCCAACACGCUGAUUCACUGCUGUCUAAGGACAAAGAGAUUGCUGCCCUACAGCAGGAGUGCCAGGGCCUGGAGGAACGACUGGGCAUCACUAAGGGCUCCCCUAUGCCAUCUGGCAGAUUGGAAAUUGAGAAGCUGCUCAGGGAGUCUCAGAGGGAGGUGCUGCGGCUCCAAAGGCAGUUGUCUGUCACAUCAUCCAGACAGCAGCAGGAUCAUUGUCCUGACUUCAGUUGCCCUGAAAAGUGCGCAGAAACAGGGAACGAGGAGGGGGUGGAGAAGGUUGUAGAAAACACCCCAGGUGUGGUGUUAGAUGAAGCUCCAUCCAGGUGUGAGGGAACUCCAGGAGAGGAGGAGUUGGGGCUGCAAGUGACGCCCCCACCGGGCCUUAGCCCGACCCCCUCUCAUCCGGUGGUACAGGCAGAGGAGCAGCACCUGCAGCUUCUGGAAAGUGAGUUGAGCAAGAAGAGGAAAGAAUGUGAAAAUCUUGAGCAUGAAGUAAAGAAGCGACAGAAGCGAUGUCUAGAUUUGGAGAGCCAGCUUGAGGAUGAGCGAGGCAAAAAUGAGCAGCUAAAGGAGGAGGCAGAUCUCCUCAGGAGGAAGGCACAGCUGCUCGACCAGACUCGGGCUGAGAAUGAGGAGCUGAGGGAAGGUCUCUCUGAAGUGACCGCUCAACACAAUUCAGUUCUCGGGGAGAACCAGAGACUCCGUGCCAAACUGGAGAACCUAGAGCAGGUCCUAAAGCAUAUGCGAGAGGUCGCCGAGCGAAGGCAGCAGCUGGAAUUGGAACAUGAGCAGGCACUGGCUAUUCUUAAGUUCAAACAGGAUGAAAUCAAGCGGUUACAGCGGGCUCAGUUAUUUGCCAAGAGGGAACAUGAAGGAGUGGUUCAGAUGCUGGAGGACUUGACUCAGCUUGUAUUGCGGAGAGAGCUGUCAAAGGUACGAGAACUGGAGGAGAAAUGUCGCAGCCAGAGUGAACAGUUCGGCUUGCUGUCCCAGGAGUUGGAGAAGUUUCGUCUACAGGCCUCGAAGGUGGACCUUUCUAGCUCUAGCCUUCUCAACAACUCCACCCUUUCGGUUCUCACCAAUGGGGUAGGCCUCGCUGCUGAACGAGACUGCACUGGUGGCUUAUGGGACAUGGUGUCUCUGGGUGAAAUAGCCUUCUGGAGUCUUGAGGGUGGUGACACUCUUUCCUGCCCCGAGGAUGUGGCCGCAGCCCUGCGCAUGGGAGCCACCCCGCACGCGGCAGGCCUGUCCAGGGUGGAGCGCUCCCCUGUCACCAAGCAUCGAGAGCUGCCCACAAUCAGUGUCAGCAAGUCAAGCUCUGCCUCCAGCAAGUCAGAGACGGCACACCUCACUCCCAAAUCUGACACCCACCUAAGUCCGCACAAAUCAAGCCCAACGCAUGAGGUGGACACUGCCAGCGAAGUAGAGGAGCUGGAUAUUGAUGUGGCGCCUGCACCUUACAGUGCCAGCAGAGGAGCAGCAAAGCUUCAGGUUUUCAUUGCGAGAUAUAGCUACAAUCCAUAUGAUGGCCCCAAUGACAACCCUGAUAUGGAGCUGCCACUCACUGCUGGAGAAUACAUCUAUGUGUAUGGAGACAUGGAUGAUGAUGGCUUCUAUGAAGGUGAGCUGAUGGAUGGACGGCGAGGGCUGGUUCCCUCUAACUUUGUGGAACGUGUAUCAGAUGACGAUGUCAUGAGCGCGCACCAUCCAGAGACGGGGGACGCGUCUCAUAACUCCCUACUAGACAGCAGUCUGCACAGUGCCAGCCACCAGCAUCACCUCCACACAGGCUCCUCGGCAAGGACAGAGGCCCCUGCUGCCCCUGGUCCUGCCUCAGCCCCCUCAGAUUCAGCAUCAGCCUUGCCUGUCCCAGCCCCUCUCACCAACGGCCUGGACUUGGAUUUGGAGGAAGUGGGAGUGGACAUUGUGCCUUACCCACGUAAGCUCACCCUCAUAAAGCAGCUUGCCAAGAGCAUCAUUAUUGGCUGGGACCCGCCACUGGUGCCGGCUGGGUGGGGCAACGUAUGGAGCUAUAAUGUGUAUGUGGACCAGGAGCUGCGGCUCAAUGUGCCCUUCGGUGCUCAAACCAAAGCGGUGCUGGAGCGGCUGGACAUAAACCUCAAAGCCUACCGCGUGUCAGUGCAAAGCCUGACGGAGAAGGGACUCUCGGACCAGCUGCGUUGCAGCAUGCUGGUCGGACGGGACGUUUGUGUGGCGCCCACGCAGCUGCGCGUGGAUAGGAUCUCCGCCACCUCUGCCAACCUGACGUGGCUGCCCAGCAACAGUAACUAUGUGCACAUUGUGUCCUUGAACGAUGAGGAGUGUGAGCUGGUGAAGGCCGGCUGCUACUCGCUGUGCCUCAAUAACCUCUUGCCCAGCCUGCAGUACACCAUCAAAGUGGAGGCACGGCCACACCGAACACCAUGGGAGUUACCUGUGGAGCGACGCGAGCACAGAAGCACUACAAUUACCUUCACCACACUGAUGGCAGGUCCCCCUGAUGCUCCUCUCGACGUGCAACUGGAGCACGGUCCUUCUCCAGGAAUCGCUCUCAUCAGCUGGCUGCCGGUCACUAUAGAUGCUGCUGGCACCUCCAACGGAGUCCGCGUCACUGGAUACACUAUCUAUGCUGAUAGAAAAAAGGUUCUGGAGGUAUCUUCCCCAACAGCAGGUAGUGCUCUGCUGGGACCCUCUCAGAUCCAGUCACUGCAGGCAGCUCAGGAGCUCACUGUUCGCACCACGUCUGCGCACGGGGAGUCCUGCGACUCUUUCCCAGUCAAUGUGCCGUCCAAGCUGGCUGCCAUCAUGGCAGGCCCAGUUGUCACCACCCCAGUUGUGCCAGCCCCGUUACCUUGCACCCCAGUAGGUCCCAGUAACCUGCCCUUGAUGUCGCCCUACGUGAACUCUGCUGAAAAAGUGUCCAUGCUGCCCAGCACUUUGUCACCGGACACAUGCGUCCCGGGUCUCGCAGUGGGGGCUACUGCCAAUCUUCCCCAUGCUCCCCACUCAGAGGAUCAUGUCUCAUCCACCUCAUAUGUGAAGGCCUGGGCCAACCUCUCAUCUGCUGCUGCCCUGUCUGUGUGUGAGGCAACUGUACCAGUAACCACCACCAUCACACCAGUGGUUAAAGUGACCUCCCCUACUACAUGUACAUUGCCAGUUAUGGCACCUGAACCUGCACCAGCACAAGUAACAACAGCAGCAGUGUUGGAGCAGCGCAGAGAUACAGACAGCCCUGGAACAAUAUGUCCUUUCCCAUCUAUCACAGAGUUCAUUGAGGACCCAAGUGCCAAGCUCGGGACCCCUGAGCGCAUCCCUACCCCACCCAAAGCUCCCAUCAAUGACCUCCUUAACCCUCAGGAUAUUAAUCUCCUCAGACCACCCAGUACUUCACCUCUGGAGUCAGAGGUAGAGGAUGAGGCAGAAAACACUCGAUUGGUGUCCAUUGAGGAGUUCUUGAGACAGGACCAAGAGCCGGUCUACACCAGGGCAAAGCAGAGUUAUGGCAGAGGUCUUGUAGAGCCUCCCAACGACUACAAUGCAGACAACAGCCGCUCGGACCUGUCAGACAUUCUGGAGGAGGAAGAGGAGGAGCUCUACUCUGACCAUCUUGGGGAAGCUCACACUAGGGGAUACACAGCUGGAGCAAACAGGUCAUACAAGUUGAAGACUCCAGACAGUGAUGAGGAAGGUCUUGAGAGGAUUCUUAAGUUGCCCCCUCAGUUGCCCCCUCAGGUGUACCACAACAAGCAGCUCUUCAGCAUUCCUGAAGUGACGGAAGAGGAAGACAGCAGUCAAGAGCCUUUAACCCACCACUCUCAGCCUUGGCCCAGGCCAAGCCACUUUUACCCCAGAGACUCCAAGCGCCAUGCCACUCAGCAUCACCCACAUCCCUCCAAUCCCAACGCACAUCCACACAUUCCCGCUUACCAUCACCACUCCAACAGGGAUCCAAGAUCUGUCACCAAAGAGCCUUUACCCAGACAUAGACCCUUACAGGUCAAGCCUAAGACACAGCACAGGGUGCACUACACAGACAAAGCGGACACCAUUGGUUAUUCUGAGGAUGACGACAUGAGUUUAUACGAGGGUCCCACCAGCAGGAGGGUCCCAAUCCGCUGUCCUCCGCAGCCACCUCCCAACAGAGACAGACAAUUGCUCAAAGGGUUAGGGGACCGCCUUAGGAGGGAGGCCAUGCUCAGGAGUCAGAUGGCUGUAGCUGCAGCAUUAAACUUCAGCCAUGGCCUCACCGUGCCAAGAACCUACCCCAUCAGCAAAACAGUACGGUCUCUGAAGUCACCUGUUGGUCGUGAGGUGGAGAUUGACGUGGAGUACGGCACAGAUGAUAACGAGGACCCUGUGGAAUACACAUCCCGGGAGGUGGUGGUGGAGCAGAUGAGCUCAGAGUGGUGGGUGGAGGGCUCUCAAACGGAGCACUGCAGACUUCCUCAGAGCCGAGGGAUGAAGGUUGACCCACUGGAGCACAGUCAGAUCCCUGCAGCUGAGGCAGGUCCAUCAUGGGAAGCGCAGCCUGAGCUUGCUGCUAAACCGGCAUGUGUGCAGGCCAGGCAACACAAAGUCCUCUCUGUGUCUGCAGGCACUGUUGAUUUGCCAAAGAUGAAAGGAGACAGUGACGUACGCAUCUUUGUGGCCCUCUUUCCCUAUGAUCCUGCCACCAUGUCACCUAAUCCUGAUGCUAUGGAAGAGGAGCUGCCCUUCACCGAAGGGCAGAUCAUCAAGGUCUACGGAGAUAAGGAUGCAGAUGGGUUUUACCGAGGGGAGUCUGGUGCUCGUCUGGGCUUUGUGCCAUGUAACAUGGUGUCUGAGAUCCAGGUGGAAGAUGAAGAGACUCGGCAGCAGCUGCUGCAGCAGGGCUUUUUGUCCACAGCGGCCUCAAUGGAGAAAAUAGGCUCUCGCACACACGCACAGCUUCCACGUCGCCCUGUUCCACCGCCGAAACCGAGACGAUCCAAGAAAGUGGAGUCUGCAGUGCUUGGGGAGGAGAACGUAGACUCCUCCAGGCAAGAUUCGGGGCCGAGCGCUGCAGCUGUGGGGAACUCGGCCCCAGGAGCUCGAAGGAUGGUCGCCAUCUUCGAUUACGAUCCACGAGAAAGUUCCCCCAACACUGACAUAGAGGCUGAGCUCACAUUCAGUGCAGGAGACAUAAUACUGGUGUUUGGAGAGAUGGACGAAGAUGGUUUCUUCUUCGGAGAACUGAAUGGACACAGAGGUUUAGUACCAUCCAACUUCCUGCAGGCUGUACCAGAAGAUACUCAGCCUGCACCAGAACCCAAAAGGGAAUCACAGGGAACCUCAACGUCUUCCACAGAGCUACAAGAUCCUAGGCCUUCAACAGCAGCAGAUGCUUUACCCCUCCAAGCAGAGCGUACCUCCCCCGAACCAGCAGACUGCCCAGACCUACCAACCGCUGGGAGUCCCGCGUCCGGCCCAGACCUGUCUCUAGGUCCUGCUGCAGGUCCAGCUGUUGCUCCAGCUGCAGCAGAGACUAUCUGCUCCUAUUCACCCCCCCUUCCAGCAGACAUCCCUGCGCAACCAGACUGCUCUGCACAAAGCAAGAAGAAGAAAGGCUUUUUUGCCAAAAGCAAGAAACUGUUUAAAAAGCUAGGAUCUAGCAAGAAAGAUUGAGAGUCGGGACACCUGACUCAAAAUAAGCAUUAUGAUGAAGCACUUUUAUUAAUUGUAUUUGGUAGUCAUUGCGGUUAGUGGCUAUCGGAUAUCGUAAAUAAUCAAUGCUUUAAACCUCAGUAAUUAUACAUUUGCCUUCGAGCACUGGUAAACUAGCUCUUAGAGUACUAUCCAACAUCAACAUACAGCUUACGCAACAGCAUGUAGACAUGCAUGUUGGUGUGUGUAGAAAUAUACUCCCUAAAAUAACUAAGGUUUGCAAAUUGUUAACUCGCUAUAGGUUUUAACGCUAAAUAUAAAACUCAUGAUUCAAAUUCCUCAUGAUGGAGUCUGAUGCAGAAUGUAAAUGAGCAGACUCAGACUCAGCUAAUAAAACAUUAGCUUUAAUGUUCCUGUACUGGUGCCACUUUAUAUCGGAAGCAGAUGUCUGUCUCUUCCUCUGUGUAACUAUAAGAAAAUGCAAUAUCCAUACUUAGUGGAUGUAUUUGACUUGUGUGUGUGCGCUAGGUCCCACACAUGCUCCUUGUCCCGAAGAUUAUUUAUUCAUAUUUAUUUGUACCAGACGCUGCCCUAAUCACCAUCACAUUGCAUGAAAUCAAUCAGGGCAGAAGCUUAGUUAGGGCGUGGCCAUCCACUUUGAUGUUUUGGGCUGUGUGUGUGUGUGUGUGUGUGUGUGUGUGUGUGUGUGUGUGUGUGUGUGUGUGUGUGUGUGUGUGUGUGUGUGUGUGUGUGUGUGUGUGUGUGUGUGUGUGUGUGUGUCAGACAGAGGCCUUUGUCAGACAUUACCAUGGGAACUCUCAAUGUUUGGAACCACCAUCAUAACCGGCCUGCUUGUUGCACAUUAGAUAUUUUCUGUGAUUAGGUGAGUGUAAGACCUGCUAAUGUUUUUGUUCCAUGUUCUGAGACAGUGAAUCAGGUAAAACUCUAAGGAUGAACGCAGCAUUAUUUUAUACACAUCACAGCUCUGACUUGCUUUGACUGCAUUCAAACUGAGCAGCCCCCAUCGGUGGCGCUGGCUGUGUCCUGUUAGCAGUGCGACGACCUUGCAGCUCGGGCUGUGUUCUCUAUCCGUGCGACACGGGGCCGUUAGGUGACCUCUCAGGUUUUUACUGGUGGUUUUGUAUUCACGCUGAGCCACCUGCUGAUGCUGGCUGUCCAACAAACGGCAGAACACGCCAAAACCCUUAGGUGCUUUGCCUGUUACCAUAGCUACUGUACAGGAGGGCGGCCAGCAACAGGGGAAGUGCGCUUGGGGUUCCAGACCUGAUUUCACUCUCAUGCUUGAAGUUUUCUCCAUGGGCAGUUGCACAUAAUGACACAAGUUGGAGACUUCUGUUUUAAUGUUGUGAAUGUUUGAGAAUGUCAUUGUAACAUAAAGGGAGCGUGACGAUGCCAAGGAGACACUUUAGAUGUGACAUAGCCGGGACUGAGGCAAGACUCUGACUGUACUGUAUUUAGUUUUAUUUAUGUCUUUCUGUGGGGGUUGGAUGCUCAAAAGUUGCCGACAUGUACAUUGCGUAUUCGUACUGAUCUUGUAUUUGAUGGCCUUUAAUGCACAAGUAUUCCUCUACCUGCUGUGUAGUGAGUGAAGCAGUUGAGUGAAGCAGUUAGAACCUAGUCCCACGUAGGUAGCGCCGUAGCUCAGCUGGUCGUAUUUAGCCUUAUGAGAAGACCUUGUUUAGUCUUAAUACAUUGUUUACAGGAUGUUCUUUGACUGCAUGCGUGUUCGGCCUUAUUCGAGUACUACAAUGUUAAAGUUACAGAUCAUCGAUGCAGUGGGAGCGAAGCUGUAGGAGCUUUCUGUAUAUAAUGAACAGUGUUGGGUAUAUUUUCAUACAACGCAAGAAGCUUUUUUUUGUCACUUGUGACUGAUUUAUUGUUUGAAACCGUUUUGACGACUGACCUUUUUUUAUAUAUUGCUGUUUUUAUUGCCCUUUUGGAAGCUCAUCUGUACAUAUUUUUGUUAUCAUGGUUUUUAUUUUAUUUUGCAUGUCCGAGCAGUAUCCACAAAGGGAAGGUAACUAAAGUACACAGAGGACGGUGAGGGGUUCUCUUUGAAAUGGGUCUUUUUACAGGAAUAAAGUAUGUAUAUUUUCACAGAAA
Messenger RNA from Betta splendens (Siamese fighting fish), 10794 nucleotides. RefSeq names its product peripheral-type benzodiazepine receptor-associated protein 1. Bases 2533 to 8691 code for a protein of 2052 amino acids. Gene Ontology annotation, biological process: neuromuscular synaptic transmission. The transcript has 33 exons. The record is from RefSeq and is a predicted model, not a curated record. Gene Ontology annotation, molecular function: protein binding. NCBI's taxonomy places the organism in Eukaryota, Metazoa, Chordata, Actinopteri, Anabantiformes, Osphronemidae.